Molecule: messenger RNA, 3292 nt
Organism: Paramuricea clavata
Lineage: Eukaryota; Metazoa; Cnidaria; Anthozoa; Malacalcyonacea; Plexauridae
Source: the annotation of a GenBank genome assembly
AUGAGAAAAUUUACCUAUCUCGGCAAAACCAGAAAGGAAAUUGCCGAAUGCAAUGACAGCAUUAAUGUCAAUGACGAUCCUUCUCAAGUCAUUAUUCACGGUGGGACUAAUAACCUAACGACAGAUCAAGCUGAAGUGCGUGUUGGUGAACUUAAAAACGUGGUCGCUAAAUUUCAAACAAAAUUUCCAAAUUCCAGCAUUGGAGUUUCAAGUUUAGUAUAUACAGAAGAUAUUAAUGUGGAGGUAAUUCGUGAGGAAGUUAAUGAUCAACUUAGAAUAUUAGCUAUAUUGAUAAUCUUGUCAUUGAUAGUGCUUGUAAAUCAAUAGUAUCAACUAAGGACCCUAAUCGUGCUUGGAAGAAAUGAUAACGAUAUAAUAAUGAUGAUGGAGACAUGGCUUAAUAAUAGCAUUACGAAUAAUCACAGAUACGAUACUACCGAAAGGUUAUCACGUCAUAAGAAAAGUUCGUGUUGCUGACAAACGCGGAUGUGGAGUUCUUAUAUAGCGCUAGGUCAUGAUGUUGUUUACAACAGAGCAACUUCAAGGAAAACUUCCCCAUACUUGUCUGAUCGUUUAAUUAAAGAUCAUCGCACUCGAAGUUGAGCUGUUAAAUUCAAAGAAAUCUCUAAUGUGUCUUUGUACCGGCCACCUAGUUGCCAAUUAGACGAAUGGUUCGAGUCGUUCACGACAUUUGUGUGAGAAACAUCACACUACGGUUAAUUUCUUAUCACAGGUGACUUCAAUUUCCCAGAUUUAACUUGGAACUCCAGCCUGGUUCCUACCAAAUCAGAAAGAAGUAUCUCGGCUGGAUCAUCUGAAUUUAGAGAACUUGCGUUUUAUUUUUUCUUCCACCAAGUCAACAUGUACCCUACCAGACAAAACAACAUUUUGGACCUCGUCCAAACGAACGCUUCUAGUAUCAGUAGAGAGGUUAAGAUACCCCCGGUCCGGUUUACGGGUACGGGUGAUAUACACGUACCCGUACCCUUAAACAGAGGAAGGGCUUUUAAGAUACGAAAUCCAAGAUAUUCUGGCGUGAGUAAACCUAUCAGAGAAUGACAACUUUCAGGGUUAAGAAUCGCCGUAAAUUGUUGAAAACUUUAACAAACAUAGAUGCAUUAUUUACUUGGGUAAAAUGUUGAAAAUGUUUACUAUUUAAACGGCCCACAAAUGGUAAACAGAAAACACCCGUACCCGUUUGUCUUUUACGUGUAGACCAUGGUUUACUGAGGGGAAACGGGUAGAAAUUACGAGUAAAAUGCUGACAUCAGCAAAAAUUUGUAAACAAAAUGACGAUACCACUGGCGAUACUCGUAACCAACGGAACCGGGGUAUCUUAACCUCUCUAAUGUCAAUUUCUCGCGCGUUUCCGCCAAAACAAUGGAUCUCUCAAGUGACCACCACCUGAUGUUCUUUGGCAUCUUACUUCAUAUUAAAUCAACAGGUUUUGACAAGAGAACUGUUUUCCACCACGCAGACUGGAACGGCCUAUAUCACGCCCUUAACCACAUCAAUUUAUCACCCAACGAGUCGUGCGAUAUCAAUAAUGAUUGGUUUAUUGUCGCCGUUGUUAUAAAUAAGAUGCCUAAUUCAGCUGUGAAUUUGAUUCAACUGUCAUAAACGAUUUCCGAAAUAUGAUGAAUAUUUGGGGUUUCCCCUGCACUACCGUAGCCUAUAAGGUAAACAACAUGAGUAUGCUACAAAUCAGUUAAUAAAUAUAAAUGGUAAGUAAAUAAAAUAAUGGAAGUUUGUUGCCCUUUUUAAUCAAUUGUUCGUGGAAUAUUUUCUGCUUUGAUUUGAGAGACCGAAAGCAAAGCACUCAAACUAUUCCUUUAAUUAUUAGUCACUUGGGGCCAGUUGUAUAAAAAAGUGAUUAAAGUUCACUAUAGUUAGUGGAAACGUCAUCCAAUAAGAAGCACGUAUUUGAGAGUUAAUCACUAUUUAACUGCAAAAUAGUGAUAAAAAAUGUGAUUAAAGGGGCAGUGUCACCAAUUCUUGACCAAAAAUUUUUUUGUUCAAAGUCUGACCUGCGAAUUCGAAAAUACACAUUAUAAAUAGGUUCAGUUAUCAUAUACGAAUCAUAUUAAACAACUUUGAACUUCCACAUGCACACAGCAUGUAAAACGAAGUUUUCAUACAAAUUGACUUGCAAAAUUGUCUGCCAACAAUUAAUCAUAAGAUGUCAUGUACAAUCCAUCUCAAUCCUCGCCCAAUCUCAACCAUCCAGACCUUUGUACAUGUUUCUUGUAUUUGUUAUUAUUUUAUAUUGUGCUUACAGCCAUUCUGUUUGGGUUUUGUGCAAGAUUCCUAAAAAUUCUGCGAGGGUCAAAAUCGGUUACAAGACGGCUGGCCAUGUCAUCAUUUUGUACAACUGGAUGGCAACUUUAUGUUAGAAGCUAGUAACAGGCAUUUUCUUAUAGGUGAAGCCUUGGUGAACAAGACUAUAUGUGUUACCACUUCUGAUUUUUGCUUUAUGGCCAAAAAUUUAAGAAUUUUUAAAUUUUGCCUAUUUAAUUACUAUGAUCGGAAAAAAUGUAAAAUCUCAUGUUCUUUUAUACGAAAAAUAAACUAUACCAGUAGAAAGAGCGUAAAAAACUAUAUAUAAGACAAUAAAAUGAGUUCUACGUUUUUCCAAUCCUAUUUCGAGUUUUUACUGCUAAAAAAUGCAGAAAUGACCAAAUUAAUGCUAAUUAGUACCCAUUUUGCCAACUUUAACCAUCUUUAAUUCAAAAUCGGCUUGAAGAUCGCACUAGUCGCUUAAUUGUCUUAUAUACAGUUUUUUGCGAUCUUUCUAGUGGAAUAAUUUAUUUUUUGUAUAAGAGAACAUGAAAUAUUACAUUUUUUGACAUCAUAGUAAUUCAAUAGGCAAAAUUUUAAAAUUCUCAAAUUUUUGGCUUUUCAGCAAAAAUCAGAAGUGGUAACACACACAAUCUUAUUCACCAAGGCCUGAACUAUAAGAAAAUACCUGUUACUAGCUUCUAACAUAAAGUUGCCAUCAAACUCUCUUUAGAGGCACUUUUUGCCAUCUUUGCCGGCCGACUAAGAUAUUUCAAAACAAAAGACUAUACGUAGAAAUUUUCUGGAAUUGAAAAUGAAUUUGAACUGAUUCCAGCUCUGCCGAAUGGGACUGUUUUCUGAGACCGGUCAAAGUCACUCAAUAACAAUAUGCCUUCGUCAUCGCUCCACACUUGGUUUGAACUGGAGCAGAGGUGCAAGUACAAUAGGUGUAGAGUCCCUGAAAGUAUUUCAAAGCACGGAACAGGCAAAGGAGGAUGGCCUAAAGGCGAGCGAG